Messenger RNA from Strongylocentrotus purpuratus (purple sea urchin), 4131 nucleotides. RefSeq names its product coagulation factor XIII A chain. Gene Ontology annotation, molecular function: protein-glutamine gamma-glutamyltransferase activity. NCBI's taxonomy places the organism in Eukaryota, Metazoa, Echinodermata, Echinoidea, Camarodonta, Strongylocentrotidae. The record is from RefSeq and is a predicted model, not a curated record. The coding region runs from base 327 to 2921 and encodes 864 amino acids. The transcript has 14 exons. Gene Ontology annotation, biological process: peptide cross-linking.
GCUGCAAGUGGUGAAAUAGUUAAUUAGUUGUAACGAGUAAAUAACUCGGCCUAUAACGUUGCAGGCCGAAUUAUUCCGGGGUCGACAUGUCGUGGUUCUGUGUUUACAAUCGCUGAGUAGUAACACAUGAUAAACAGUAUUAGUUGCAAACUUGCAAUAAAAAAAAUUACCUUUGGAUUAAUGCCUAAUAUUAUUGUACCACCCUUUCCUGCUACGAAAAUAUAUCACUAACAGUUGACAAGAAAAGAAAACUCCGUAAAGGUUCUCCAAUAUCGACCUGCCUAACUUUGUUACAACUCGAUUUCUGCAAGAUUUAGGAUCAGAAGAUGGGAUCAGGAUCUAGUCGUUCAGGGUCCCGCCCAGAUCCAAACGGUGCCACCAGACCAGGCGGUGGUGUGAACUCCUCUAACCCUAACCCUAAGAAGACAGGAUGGGAGUGGUUCGAAAUAAACUUCGGCACCAUGGACCUAGCCGAUGAUUCUGACGAAGACGGGGAUGUCGGUGAUGAUGUUCCAACUGUGGAGACCUCCUCCCAUGAGGCUCCUGGCCCGAUGAUGGCCGGGGAGGGCGGAGAUGGAGCAGCGACGACGGCAGAUCCGGGUGUGACGGAGGCAGGAGCCGGUGGAGCUGGAGGAGGCGGAGGUGACGCGUCUCCAGCUCAACCAGAGGAAGAACCAGCGCAGCCGUCAUCGGGAGAACCGGCUGGAGAUUCGGCUCCAGCUGAUGUGGAUACUGCUCCAACUACAGAGCCUGCUUCAGCCCCUGCUCCAGGACCUGGUCCUGCUCCUGCUCCUGCUCCUGCUAAACCGGCCGCACCAGAUCUAUCCAAUCUUCCAUCACUCUCAGUCACUGGUGUUAAACUCUAUGAGUUAGAGAACGCGCAAGCGCACCAUACCGAUGAGUUUGAACAAGACAUGAGCAGGGAUCUUGACCUGAUCGUGAGGAGAGGUCAGGAGUUCAACAUGGAGAUCAACCUAAACCGGAAGUACUACCCAGAGAUGGAAACAAUCAUUCUACGAUUUGCAGUCAAAACAAAGAUACCUAGGCCUACAAAUGGAACGUUGAUAUCACUAUCUUUAGAUGGAUCAUUUGAAGAGGGAGAAUGGAGUGUCAAAGUUGAAUCAAUAGAAGAAAACUCAGUCAAGUUAUCAGUGAAGAGCGCCCCCACCGCCCUCGUAGGCUGCUACACCCUGACUAUCCUUGUGAAGGGCCUCAAGUCUGGUGUCCGACGCGAGUUUGCUCAGAGGAAGAAGAUCAUCACCAUGCUGUUCAACCCUUGGUGCGACAAGGACGCCGUCUUCCUUGGGAGCGAGGACGAGCGGAAGGAAUACGUCAUGGAGGACGUCGGCCUGAUCUGGCGUGGGUCCUACAAGAACUUUCACGCCAAGAAGUGGAACUAUGGACAGUUCGACCUUGAUGUGAGAGAAGUGGUCUUUCAGCUUCUUGAGGAUCACAUCAAAGCAGAGGACAGUUGGAACCCAAUCAAGGUGUCUCGGGUGAUGUCUUCCAUCAUCAAUGAUUCUGGUAGGGGACCUGCAGGCGUGUUGGUGGGUAACUGGAGUGGGUAUUAUGAUGAUGGUAUCAGCCCUACCAAAUGGAACGGCAGCGUCGCCAUCUUGGAGGAAUACAAAUCAACUGGAAUGCCUGUCAUGUAUGGUCAAUGUUGGGUGUUCUCUGGAGUCUUCACCACCAUUCUCCGUUGCCUUGGUAUCCCUGCACGGAGCGUUACCAACUUCGCUUCCGCUCACGACACCGAUGACAACAUGACCAUCGAUAAGUACGUUGACCUCUGGGGCAACGACCUCAAGAAAGGUCAUGAUUCUGUCUGGAACUUCCACGUCUGGAACGAAGCCUGGAUGACUAGACCUGACCUGGAUCCUGGACUAGGCGGAUGGCAAGCUGUGGACUCGACACCACAAGAAACAAGCGACGGAGAGUUCCAGUGUGGUCCUGCCCCUGUCAUUGCUGUCAAACGAGGGCUGGUAAACCAAGGACACGACACCAGGUUCGUCUUCGCUGAGGUGAAUGCUGACAGGGUCACGUGGGAGGUCAGGAAGGGGCGGCACAACCCCAAUGACCCCAUGUCAGCAAAGUUCAAACACAUCAGCCUCUCCCAGAACUCCGUGGGUAGGAGCAUCAGCACCAAAGCCGUGGGCAGUGAUGCAAGGAAUGACGUCACAUUGGAGUAUAAGUUUCCUGAAGGGUCUGCUGAUGAACGUGCGGCGGUCAUGAACGCGGUCAACAAGGGAAUGAGCCGCGGCGUUUACCGCGAAGAUGGGUCCGUCGACGAUGUCUUUGUCGUCGUCGAUGAAAUCAGCAAUGUUUGGAUCGGCGAGGAAUUCAGCAUCCGGAUCAAGACGACGAAUAAAUGCGACAAGGAUCGUACAGUCUUCAUGAAGAUCAACGUGGAAAGUUGCUAUUAUACAGGCAUUGCUCUGGAAUCAAUCAAGCGGGAGAAACUGACUUCUAAGAUCGGUCCCGGAGAAACGAUCGUCAACGAAAUCGAGAUCAAGGUCGAUGACUACCUUGGCAAGAUCGACGACCAGGGCUUACUGUCUGUCUUCGGCAUCGUUUCUGUCAAGGAGACAAGCAAAACAGCCACUAUACAAGACGAGAUCAGACUCAAGAUUCCUGACCUAGAGGUCAAAGGUGAGGUCAGCGGGUCAGAGGUCAAGCUCGCGGUAGAGUUCACGAACCCUCUUCAAAAGACACUGAUGGACUGCGAGUUUGUGGUGGAAGCUCCUAAACUGGUCAAACCAUUCACAGUUAAACACCCGAACAUCCCGGCUGGUGAGAAGAUCACGAAGGAGAUCACGUUCAAGGCAAGAGGUAGGGGUAAAAAAGAUGUCCUCGUUGAGUUCGACUCCCAAUACCUCAAAGAUGUCACUGGAUCCGUGGUCGUCGACGUCAAGGAGGCAUAGAGGCUCGUUCAAAUAUGACGCGGGAAACCCCCGAAUUAAAAUAAACCUAGGUGUUUUUUUUUUUAAUGUGUAAAUGAAUAGCGAAUGAGCGCAACACAGGUCAUUUGCGUAUUCAAUGAGCUCUGUGCUCGACUUUAAGUUGGACUUAACUAUGGCAGGCCAUUCAUGCCACUGGUUGCUCUCACUAUUAUGAUCUUUAGAUAAUAUUUUUUCCUUCAAUAAUGAACUAUCAACAACAACAAAUUCUGUAUAUUUGCGACCUUGAUUUGUAAGUCCCUUGAGAGACCAGUGCCAAUAACUGGCGGGGGCAAAUAGUGGCGUGAACGAUCUGCCAUAGUUAAGUCCAACUUAAAGUCGAUCUUAGUCUUUGUGAAACACUCCCAGGAGACCGACGGCUUUAUGUCUUCUCCGAGGGUUUUGGUAAUGAUUAUUAAUGCCUUACCAAAGGGCACGAGCGCAUUUACUUUGUUUCGAAUCCGGGACCUGCCGGUUACGAGACCACUGCUCUAUACCUGUGAUACACUGCGACACAUCAUCAUUGUUGUCGCUCUUCUUCGUCAUCAUCAUCAUCACCUUCAUCAUCAUCAUCAUCAUCAUCACAUCAUCAGCACUAUCGUCAUAACAAUCCUAUCCAUCGUCGCUCUGACAUCAUUACCUCAAGUAAAUAAUCAUAGAAAUAUUAUGUGUAUGUAAAUAUAAUUUGUUUUAAAAAUCAACAUGUACAUUUAUGUGUGAAUAUACUUUUAUCUUACAAAAUUUACAAUGCAAUGUAUUUGAAAUUUGAUUUAGGUAAGGACGCCAUAGUUGUAUUUUCUUUUUUAGCAUUUAUGUAAUUUCGCGGAAACAUGUUGGUCUUCCACUGUAUUUUUGGGUCAGAAACAAAUUUCCUAUAAUUUUAGGAUUUCAAAGUUCUAAUGCAAAUUAUAUUUGUUGUAUAUGAAUAUCGAAAUUUCUAUAUAUAAUUUGUAUUAUUAUCUUUUACAAGCCCGGUAUAAGCAAUAUCAGUAAUUUUGGGACUUCAAUUGUACACUGAGCUGCUUUUUGUCUCUGUAGUAGGUGGCAUACCAAAUCAUUAUUUCAACUUAAAUAACUGAGGUCACAUUUUUCCGAUAAAUAGAAAGUAUAACGUUACUUUGAUUAAUUGUAUGCCACCAGGUGAAUUUUUACGCUGAAUUUAUUCUUUAUAUCCUCAAAUUUAAUGAUUUUUUUU